Molecule: messenger RNA, 1461 nt
Organism: Trypanosoma theileri
Lineage: Eukaryota; Euglenozoa; Kinetoplastea; Trypanosomatida; Trypanosomatidae
Product: oxidoreductase
Exons: 1
Coding region: 1-1461 (486 amino acids)
Molecular function (GO): nucleotide binding
Source: RefSeq, a predicted model, not a curated record
AUGAGAACGAUUACACGAAACCCACCGAAUAGGAAUUCAUUAGCACCUCAUCCACCCCGCAUUGGUAUUCUCGGGGCCUCACAAUCAGCACAGCGGGUGUGGAAGCCUAUACACACUGCAGGACUUAAAAUCGUUGCCGUGGGAUCACAUGAUGGGAAGGAGGCAGAGGCAUUCAUUAAAGCAUGUAAUGGCACUGUAAUGAAAAAGGAAGAAACUCAAACAAGCAGUAUUCAACAACAACAACAACAAGAGGAGGAGGGGAGUUCAGCAAAAGUACGAGCAUGUACAUAUGAAGAAUUGGUGGAUAGUCGUGAGGUGGAUAUUGUGUAUAUUACGAUACCUGUGUUGGGACGUGAUGUUUGGGUGAAACGCUGUAUUCGACAACGUAAACAUGUUCUUCUCUCUAUUCCUGCAGCCCCAUCCACUGCAGUACUUCAGAAAUGGAUGGAACUUGCUAAUCCACAGCGUUUACUUAUUACCGAUGAUGCUGCACUCAUGCAGGGUAAACGAUUAGAUCGUGUACGUGCAAUGCUUAGUAACAGUGGUGAUAAAAAUAUUGGACCACUUCGAUCACUUCGUUUGUCUUGCUGUUGUUCCCGUCCUUCUUCUUCUUCCUCCUCUUCCUUACCCCCUUUCAAUAAUAAUACUAAUAAUAAUAAUAGUGAUAAGAGCGACAAUACUCAUGGCGAUAGUGGUUCAUUCUCUACAACGUGUGUUGUGGAUGGUGACACAGAUAACAAUACAUCAUUUGGUGUAUUUGCAGAUCUAGGUUGGAUGGCAGUGGCGGCACUGUUGAAAGUAGUGCAUUGUGAAGUUCCCACAACAGUGUUGGGUCAUGUACUACAAUAUGGGGAAAAGAAUAAUAAUAAUAAUAAUAAUAAUAAUAAUAAUAAUAAUAAUAAUAAUAAUAAUAAUAAUAAUAAUAAUAUGGAGUAUUCGGGGGAACUCACAUUUGCUGAUGGAGAUGUUCCUGUUACUGCCUCCAUCUACCUAAAGUCUAUCCCAUCAUCAUCAACAUCAUUAUCAACAACAGGAACAACAUCUACAGGGUUGAUGGAACAAUCUCUGAGGGUGUACGGUACGAUGGGUUCACUCACACUACAUGAUCUUAUCGUUCCUGCCCUUCACAGUGAUGCUAAUCAUACUGAUAACACCGCUACGAUUACGCGUGCUGUACUUGAGCCAGUGCAGGAGAAACACCUUCGCCGUAAUAUACGACGAGAAGAGGAAAUAUGUGUAGUGGAGGGAACCAUAUGGGGAGAGAUGCCGUGGCAACGACUGCGGGAUGUACUUUCGUGGAAUACAAACGCCACAGCUUCUGGUCUUGCCUCUCACUUCCGCGGAGAUACGGAGGAGGCGUUGGGAUAUAUGAAACACACAUGGACCACACAGGUAGUGGUGGAUGCUCUUCUUAACGCUGGAAAGAUGUCAGGAGAAUUGAACGCAGACGUCAAGGGAUAA